This is a messenger RNA of Melampsora larici-populina 98AG31, 640 nucleotides long. RefSeq lists its product as uncharacterized. The transcript is spliced from 3 exons. NCBI's taxonomy places the organism in Eukaryota, Fungi, Basidiomycota, Pucciniomycetes, Pucciniales, Melampsoraceae. The record is from RefSeq and is a predicted model, not a curated record. Bases 1 to 504 code for a protein of 167 amino acids.
AUGACCACCUUGAGCUCCCAAAUUGUAUCGAAUCUCGAAACGAUGGCAGAGGAUCUCUCGCGCCAGAUGGACUCUCAACAACCCAACCCCCCUAACCCUUCUGUGACUUUCACACAAGUAGCGAAUCCCUCAAAGAAACGCAAGACUUACAAGAAAAAACGUGCAGAGGCAGUCAAAACUGGGCAGGAAUCCGGAUUCAAUAUGGCUGAUAUUCAAGAUAAACUCUGGCCGCACGUUCCAAUCCCGAGUUGUACACGCCCUCUCGGACUACUUACACUGUUACCCGGAGCACGGUCAGUCGAAAAGACGUUUAAAGAGGCGAGCAGCAACCUCAAUCAGGCCAAAUUAGUCGCGAUGGAGGCUGAUCUCAAGGAAGGCUUGAUAUACUUGGAACCAAUCGACCGCUCGAGCGCUACCGCGCCAGCUAGUCCCUCAGCUCACACCAAUACCAUCGAUCCUACCGAGACCGAUGGUAACCUACUCGAUCCUAUGUUAACACAAUGAUUUGCUUGCCAUACCCACAACCAACUCGACUUUCAUUCAAAUUUAUGUUGUCAGAAGAUAUCCAUGUUUUGCUGUCUCGAUUUCUAUUCAUUUCUAUUUCAUGUUUUAUAACUUUAUAUAAUUGUCUUUGUCAUCG